Chenopodium quinoa (quinoa) is the source of this 618-nucleotide messenger RNA. RefSeq lists its product as uncharacterized. The record is from RefSeq and is a predicted model, not a curated record. Lineage: Eukaryota; Viridiplantae; Streptophyta; Magnoliopsida; Caryophyllales; Amaranthaceae. The annotation marks the transcript as partial. The transcript is spliced from 2 exons.
GGGGAAGAAGAAGUUGAAGAUGAUUGUGAUGAUUGCAUUGCCGAGCCAGAGGAGAAGACUAGCCUCGUGAUUAGGAGGGCCUUACAAGCACGUGUGGAAGAGGAUGCUGCCCCCAACGACAACACAUUUUCAUCACCCGUUGUAAAAUUGGUGACGAGGCCUUGGCAAACUGAUAAAAGAUCUAUACAUGAUGGGUAUCACAACACGUAUACCAUAGUCCAUGAAGGGAGAAAGAAAAAACUACACCCUUUACCACCCCCACGGUUUUCACCAUCACAAACACCCCAAAAAGAAGUAUCCUUGUUGUCUCUUAAAGAGUUUGAAAGGGAGUUAGAUGGUGAGGGAGAGUUGUUCAUACUAUACUCCAAAGAAACCCACGAAAAUUUUGUUGCUCAAAAUCCUAAGUUAGCCCAAUUGAUUAAGGAUUUUGAGGACGUUUUUCCGAAUGAAUUACCUAAAGAACUACCACCCAUACGUGGAAUUGAGCAUCAAAUUGAUCUCAUUCCCGGAGCACCUUUGCCAAAUAAGCCAGCCUAUAGGUGUAACCCUUUAGAAACUAAGGAAUUACAACGUCAAAUUGAAGAGCUAAUGGGGAUGGGUUAUGUGCGUGAGUCAUGA